AUGGCACAAUCCCAGGACAAAGCUCUGAGGAUCCUGCUUGUCGGGAAGACUGGAAGUGGGAAAAGUGCCACAGGAAACACCAUCUUUGGGGGAAAAGUGUUUGACUUUAGGAUUUCUGCCGAAGCUGUUACCAAAACUUGUCAGAAAGCAUCCCGGAAAUGGAAGGGGAGAGACCUUCUCGGUGUUGACACCCCAGGGCUCUUCGACAACGAAGAGAGCCUGAGCACCUUGUGCAAGGAAAUCAGACGCUGUGUCCUCGCCUCCUGCCCCGGGCCUCACGCCAGCGUCUUGGUCGUGCAGCUGGGCCGCUACACGAAGGAAGAGCAGAAAACCGCGGCGUUGAUCAAGGCUGUGUUUGGGGAAGCUGCCAUGAAGCACAUGAUCACCUUGUUCACUCGCGAAGAUGAACUGGAGGACCACAGCUUAAGCGACUUUGUGCGGGGUGCAGAUGUAAAGCUGCGAAGCAUCCUCAAGGAGUGUGGAGACCGCUGCUGUACCUUCAGUAACAGGAGUACAGAGCAGGCUGAGAAGGAAGCUCAGGUGCGGGAGCUGGUGGAGCUGAUAGAGGAGAUGGUGCAGAACAACCAGGGGGCUCACUUUUCCGACGCCAUAUACAAGGACACAGAGGAAGAGCUGAGAAAGCGGAAGGAAGUCUUGAAGAAAAUCUACGCUGAUCAGUUAGAAAUAGAAAUCCAAAAAGUGGGAGAGGAGUGUGCUCAGGCAUGCAAGAAGAGUAUGCAGGAAAAAGAGAGAAAAAUUAAAUUACUAAAGAUGGAAUACGAAGAAAAACUAAGAAAUGUUAGGGAGGAGGCCCCAAACAAUAUUUUUAGCCAUAAACAUGAUGGAGAUAUGAAUUUGCUUUUAAAAGUAUUUCAUUUGUUCAAGAAGUAA
This is a messenger RNA of Physeter macrocephalus (sperm whale), 891 nucleotides long. RefSeq names its product GTPase IMAP family member 7-like. NCBI's taxonomy places the organism in Eukaryota, Metazoa, Chordata, Mammalia, Artiodactyla, Physeteridae. The record is from RefSeq and is a predicted model, not a curated record. Gene Ontology annotation, molecular function: GTP binding.